UUCUUAAAUAAAAGUAAAAUUUCAAUGAAUUACUAACUAAAUAUAGUUUAUUCUCUGGAUUUCAUUUGCCCAGUAAUCUGUUUUUUAUUUUGUAUAUUGUUCUUUUUAAAAACUGUAAUUCCCACUGUGCUCGGUCACAAAUAAAUACAGUGAAUACACAUUACAGUCUUAAUGGUGAGAAGUCAGGGUUAUGGUUGUGUAAAGCACAAAACCCUUCUUAAGAUCUUCUGUGUUAGAACAUUCACUAAAUAGUUGGCAGGAAUAAUGAUAUGUCACUGACCUUUGUGAGCUUGUUCUGAUUCUAUUUAAAAUACCCACAGGAUAAGCAAAGGGGUUAAUGCACAGAGGUAAAAGGUUCAGGGGUUUAGGAAAGGUAUCAGGGGCAAGAGAGCUACCAAUUCUUACAUGAUAUGAGGACCGGAUCAUCAAAAGAGGCAGUUAAAGUUUUGUUCCUGGAGCUUUUAUGUGCUGUCUUUGGAACAAUUUUCCGCUCUGUGGAUGUUAUGAGACGGUAUUUACUGUAGGUGCAACACGCAGAGGUCUUAAUCUGUGACAUCGCCACUGUCUGUGGAACAACAAGGAUUUGUGGAGUGUAAGAUUAGAGCUCUACGUCGUCAUAAAUCUCUGCUUCCCAAUUCGACCGGGUGGUGGCGGGUGGGGCGGUGGCUAGGUGUAGUCUGAGGUCUGUAGAGUUUGUGGAUGAAACGUUUGUGCGUCUAUGUGGGGUCAACCUCCUAUGAAGUUUUUUCAUACCUCGGUCACAUUCACAUGGCUUGAUGCUCUCUCUUAGACCUGAUUUUUAUUUUUAAACUCGCUUUUUCUUUUUUGAGAUAGUUUCGACGCAGAACUUUUUAUGGUGCUCUGCUGUGGUGCUUUCCAUGAUGAACUACUGCAUACCAGACAUGUAUGAGAUGCCUCACGCCGGGGUGGGAGGCUACGGGAUGCAGGGCGGUGGGGAACACUGCAUGUACCCAGGUGAGGGGCCCGGGUACGGACACUGUGAACCCCAGCCGCUGCACCAUCCGCCCUGCAUGGAGCAGGCUUGGCCACCCAGCCAGCAUUACUCCUGCUCGUACGCCGGCAGCCCUCCGGUUUUUAAGAGUGAGUUUUGCGGCAUGGAGAUCCCUCUUAGUCAUUUCCACCAUCAGCCUGAAUAUUUCCCCGAGAUCAAACCGGACUUCUCACACCUGCAGUGGGUGCAGGAGGCGCACAAGAAAGGGUACAUUCCAAGUUACCUGGACAAGGAUGAGCUAUGUGUAGUGUGCGGGGACAAAGCCACAGGCUAUCAUUAUCGCUGCAUUACCUGCGAAGGUUGCAAGGGUUUCUUCAGGCGGACAAUCCAGAAGAACCUCAACCCAACCUACGCUUGUAAGUACGAGGGGAAAUGCGUCAUAGACAAAGUGACCAGGAACCAGUGCCAGGAAUGUCGCUUCAAGAAGUGCAUCGCGGUGGGAAUGGCAACUGACUUGGUGUUGGACAACAGCAAGAGGCUGGCCAAGCGGAAGCUAAUUGAGGAGAACCGGGAGCGCCGUCGGAAGGAGGAACUGCAGAAGACAGUGUGGGACCGACUGGAGCCCACCCAGGAGGAGUGGGACCUCAUCCGUAUGGUGACCGAGGCCCAUAUGGCCACGAACGCCCAGGGCAACCACUGGAAGCAGAAGCGGAAAUUCCUGGUCGAGGAAGCUAUGCUUCUUAAUGAAAUAACAUGUAAUUUAUUCUAUACUUCUGACCAGAGUGCAGCGGGGGUGAAGGAAACUAAGCCUGAGGAUAUUGGUCAAGCGUCCAUGGUCAAUGCACCUGAAGGAAACAAAGUGGAUAUAGAAGCCUUCAGUCAGUUUACAAAAAUAAUCACCCCUGCCAUAACCCGAGUGGUGGACUUUGCCAAAAAACUGCCUAUGUUUUGUGAGCUGCCUUGUGAAGACCAGAUCAUCCUGUUGAAAGGCUGCUGCAUGGAGAUCAUGUCCCUGCGAGCUGCUGUUCGCUAUGAUCCCGAGAGUGAGACCCUCACGCUCAACGGCGAGAUGGCGGUCACGCGGGGUCAGCUUAAGAACGGAGGCUUGGGCGUAGUCUCGGAUGCCAUCUUUGACCUCGGCGUGUCGCUUUCCUCCUUUAACUUGGAUGACUCUGAGGUGGCUCUGCUACAGGCUGUCAUCCUGCUUUCAUCCGAUCGGUCGGGCCUGAGUAGCGUGGAGCGAAUCGAACGCUGCCAAGAGGAGUUCCUGCUGGCCUUUGAACAUUACAUCAAUUACCGUAAACACAAAGUGGCGCAUUUCUGGCCCAAGCUGCUAAUGAAGGUGACGGACCUGCGGAUGAUCGGCGCCUGCCACGCCAGCCGAUUCCUCCACAUGAAAGUGGAGUGUCCCACCGAGCUAUUCCCUCCUCUCUUCCUGGAGGUCUUCGAGGACUGACCAAUGGAUUUUAAUGUAUGUGCGUGUGCGUGUGUGUGUGCGCGUGCAUCUGUGUGUGUGUGUGUGUGUGUGUGUGUGUGUGUGUGCAUCUGUGUGUGUGUGUGUGCAUCUGUGUGCAUCUGUGUGUGUGUGUGCGUGUGUAUGCGUGUGUAUAUGUGUGCGUGUGCAUACGUCAGCGCCUGGGAACCCUGGUGGUCUCAGGGGUGGAACCAGCAGAAGGCCCGUCACAAUGAACUUUCUAUUAGCACUACUGAGUGUCACUUCAUUCCAUAUUUUAGGAGUAGCUCUCUGGUCUAGUUUUGGAUGGAACCAUUCCUUACUGUGCGGGUACAUGUGAAUAGCAUUUUGUUCUUUUUUUUGGGUUUGUUCUGUUGUUGUUAUUGUUGUGGAUAUAACCUCUCACCUCGGAUUUUACUAUAGUUUUUUUGUGUUGAUGAUUGUACAGUUGGCAUAAUGGUGAUUUUAUCAACACUUGUUCAUUCAUUAGAAACCAUGCAAUUGUUCCUUCCUAUAUUUUGAAAAACUCAAAAUGGCUGCUCACCUGCUACACAAAAACGAGACAUUGUUAGCGAUCCGUUAGCCUUUCCACCCCACCCGCUGGACUUUAUUGGACCCCUUUGUUGGUUGAUAUUACCUGUACAUGUAGUCAUCCAUUUGGUGAGCGUCUGAACUGUUCAGUGCCUCACCAUCAUACUGUGACCUGACCCAUUAACAGCAACACUCAUUCUAAUGGACAACAGCUCACAGGCCUUUGUAAGUCUCUGAGUAGCCACCCAUCAUAAUGUUAAGUCACAAUGCUGCGUUCCAUAGAUGUCGGAAAAAUCUGAAUUUUGCAACAGAGCGGCAGAAUUCUGAGAACCUGGGCUAAAUUUUGUGACAUUAACUUUUCUGGGAAACCGAUGACAUCUACAUGACAGCGUAUACUGUUAACACUACACAGCAAUACUGUUAAACUUAUAAUCCUCAAAACCCACAAGUAAAUUUUUCAGUAAAGUAUGAGCAUAAUUCUGCCCAAUACUUACCUUUGUGGUGAACAGCUAAGCAUGGGAUUUUUGAAAUGUGAAGGUACACCGACAGCUAAUGUGCUAACUACCUAGCAAACAUUGCUAAAUAUCAUGGACAACAUAGGCUGUACGACAGCAUAUUAGGGCUAUUGCAGAAGUAAAAAAAAAAGAAAGGGGGAUGAUAUUUUGAAAAAUACACUCAGACAUUCUGUACAUUCAUUUGGCAGAACUCACCAAGUCCGAAAUAUGCAAGAGAAAUCUGUACUGUAUGUUUUCUAGAACAUCAAACCAAACUCCAUUCAAAAAUCUGGUAAUUUAAUCACAACUUAAUUCCCAUAGCAUAUCUCUCAAUCCAAACUGUCCGAAAUGUGUCACGCUGUGAAAAUAAAAGAAGCAUAUGAAAUAUCAGGCAAACCCAUUCUUAAAUUUUGAAGGAUUACUUCACGAAUAUUAACUAUGCUGAAUUGAGGAGCGGAUGGAUGAAAAUAACGUAUAAAAAAACGUAAUUAACACACAUUGUGAAGGCAACAUUUUAGACUAAGUGAUGAGCUUAAAGGUAAAUGAAAAAGACAUGUAUUUGGAAAAAUGUCUGAAGAUUUGUAAAUAAAACCAUUUAUUGAUUUCUAAUACCACCUUUAGUAAUUUCUAUUCAGCAUUUCUGACAUUUUAUAAACGGAUUAAUCAAGAAAAUAAUCAUCAGAUUAUUCGAUAAUGAAAAUAAUUGUUAGUUGCAGCCCUAAAUAAGUGCAUUUUUUAUAACGCAGCACUUGGAAUGGCAGUUCAGUAUUUUAGGCUACAAAUGUAGCUUCUUCCAUGGCCCUAAUCCUCUGUCAUAGCUGCGUACAUUUAUUUGGGCGAACAAAAUCUUGCUUUCAAAAAAACAACAAUCAGGAAUCACACAAAGCUUGUAACUCCAAGCUAACCGCCGGCCAUUCAUACUUCCAACAUUCAAAAGGAACGCAGCAGUAGCAUUAAAAUGAGCGUGUUGAUUAUUUCCAGAGACUGGUCAGGACUAACUAAAGCACAUAAUGACACUGAUGUCAGGAAAAGACAAUCAUAUAGUACUCGUUUUUUUGUGUAACAAUGCCACAUGCUGUGCCAAAACCAAGUGAAUGAUGCCCUCCUUACCGAACCCCUGCUGGGCUUUCAGAGCGAUACCGAGACUUGACUGGUUAUGCUAGUUAGUGCAUGCCGCUCACACAGACUUUUAGUCCACGUUAGCAGCUUCUACAAUACAACCGUUAUGAGUUUUAAAUGUUUCAUCUCUGACAUGUUGCCGCACUAGUCCCACAUGCAAUGAUUUCAAGCAGUGUGUUGUUUUUUUUACAACUCCCCAAAACUGGGAGACUGUAUGUUAUAACAGUAACGUCAUGGUGCUAUGGUGGGUUGGGGAAGAGGCUGAUUGAACUGUAUUGUUAUUUACAUGCAGAAAUGAACAUUAUCUGUAUGUACAACAGCCCACCACCUUCUUAUGAUGGCAUGCAUAUUCACUAACACACAAACAUGCACAUACACAGUACAUACAGUACCCUGUACACAUACUGUACACAUACUGUACACAUGCACAUUUAUGCAUGUGCCUAGAUAAGAUAUGGGCCAGACCCACCACUGUGACCAACCAGUGGGAUUUGGAGGCCAAGUGAACUUUGGCUGGCCCAAAAACAGUAAGAUUCCUCAUCAGCGAGGUACACUGAGAAAGCUGGUGAGAUUGUGAAAAAACGUAGCGCUCUUUCCUUUCUUUUAUUUUAGCCGGUAUGUUCUUUUUUUUUUGUUGUUGUUGUUCUAAAAGCCUCUCUAUGGUAUUGUCGUUUGCAACGUGUCAAACGUUUGCUUUGUAUAUCUCGCUUUUUUCAAGCUUCACACUACUCCUCAAAGCAGCUUGUGUUUUUUUUUUUUUUCUCUUUUCUGUGAAGUGAUGCCUUUUUAUCAAAGCAAUAGACUUGCUGCAGUGUUUGAAUGACCCGGACCUCACACACACACCUCACAAACUGUACAGACUCAAAAUAAAUGCACAGACAAUCAGAGGGAGAGAGAUGAGCGAGGGAACAGGCACCCAGGCUCAGGCGGCCCGGUUGGCGGUGAAAUGGGCCGUGCUGAGCCAGAGCCAAUUGGAAAAGUAACAUUGGCAACGUUUACAUGCACCCCUGUUGUCCAUAAUCCUAUUGAGGUUAGCACCAUGUUAAGUUGUUUGCAGGAGCCUGCUUGGUGUCAUUAAUAAGAGAGUAGUCCUGGUAGAAAACCUCCAAUAAAGAUCAAAAUCAUCUCCCAUUAGUUAGUUCUCACUUUUGUUUCUGCUUGACCAACAAUAAUGUGUGAAUGUCACUCGCCACUGUUACAAGAUGAACAAAAGUGAAAAAUUGUUAAAUGUGGUAAGUUAUUACAACCAGGGGCUGGUUGCACAGCUAUGCAUAUGUCAGACUGAUCUGUAGAGUCGCUCUUAAUUUUGCUCUGGUGGCCCAUUUAAACCAAAUAAUCCCAAGAACAAAACUCAGGAACUAAAUAAAUGAGGACCUAAAAGUCCCUUUGGUGCGUUUGUGUGUCCGUUUCUAUUGCAUCUGACGAUUAGACUACAUCUAGUAGAUUGCAUGAGCAAAUUAGAUCUAAAAAGCAUGAAAAAAGUGCAAUGAGAUGACAGCAUGUGGUUGUGUUGUGUAAUUUACUGCUGCAUGACUGUUCAACCUUAGUACAGAAACGCAUUGAAACAAAUAUCUCUCGUUAACUUGCUCUCUCUUACCUCUUUUUAAAACUUUUCGACUAGUCUCAGGAAUUCGGCUGCAUAACUAUGUCUAAACGUCGACAACAUUUUAAGAAAUUCCCAUGCUACUCUCCAAUAGGAGUUGGGAAUGUGAGGUCGUCAAGAGCAAGUCAGCCAUUUUUGGAGGAUACCAAGCUUUAGCACCCAGAUAGCUAGGUAGUCUCAACUCGUUAAACUUGGUGUAACUUGGCUAAAUGUCAGUUUCAACAUGGUCUGUAACGCUGUUGUAUACUGGCCUGUAACAGCCAAACGCAUGACCAAACAAACAAAAAAACUUUGAUCAUGGACUUUUCAUUCUUUCCCAACAUAACUAAGCAGGGGAGGGAAUUUAAACUUUAUCCAGCAACAUCUAGCUUGCAAGCUCAUGGCUUGGGGGAUAAUGUUUGCAUUUGUUGCUCAUGUAAGAAUAGUUUCACUGAUCAAGUAACUUUACACAACAAACCAGCCAAAUCUAAAACCUAAACUUUAGGUUUAGGAAGAUAUUUGGAUUCUAUUAGAGGGAAGGACAUUUCGAGAAAAGUCUAGCCAUUUGUAAGAUCUGUCAAACAGCAAUGAAGUCCAGUGGUAGCACACCAAAUGUUAACACUCACCUGGUGAGACGGCAUGGUGACACUAUGCAGGGAACAAGGAGUCUGUGGAUGCUAAUACAGCUAGUGCAAGCAACAACGAGCAAGACACGGAUAUUAAACCGUUUCCAGCCACAACUUAGCCAUGAUACAUUUGUCUUUUUUCCCCAUGCCAUAAUAAAUAAAUAAAUAAAUAAAUAAAUAAAUAAAUAUCUACAACAAACAAAUGUUAAGAACUGUAUUAGAUCACAAUGUAUUGCAUGGAAUGGGUCCGAACUGUUACCUAUUAAAAUGCAUCAUCCCUGAAUCGUAUCGUAGGCCAUCUAUCUAGAUACGUAUCAGAUUAUCUUAAAAGGGAGAGAUGCACACCCCUAGCAGUUAAAUACGUUAUGCUCCAAAAAUGGCAGUGUCAGAAUGCUCUGCGAUUCCCAUUCACUAUAUCCUAACAACUAUGGCUUGCUUGCUUGCUUGCAGUCUGAUUGAAAGUUGUACAUGUGCUUUAGCAGUUUGGAGGCUUGUGUUUGACCACUCAUUGUGAUCAGUGCUUUAACUCCAGCCUGAUAGCUGCUGGACCCUUAAUACAUACUACCUCAGGAGCAGGGACUUUCUAGAGGAAAACAGUAUAAACCCAGCACAUGUUCCCUAUUAAUGAGUGAACAAUCCAAUGCUUGGUGAAUUCCCAAUGAUAUGAAGAGCCGACAUAAAGGAUGAAAAAGUGACGUGGCGGCCACAAGCCAGUUGCAGCUAUGUUCCUUAGAUCAAAAUGCAAGUAAGGUUCUGCGAGUCCUUUAGUUUCUGUAAGUAUUUCUGGCUUUCUGCACAGAUGAAGGGCCACAAUCAGAGUAAAGACACUUGCACAAAAUAAAAAAAUUAUAAUUUCAAAGCUGCAUUAAUUGAUUUUUUUCUUUGCCACCAAUAAGGGGCAGAACUCCACAACACACUCACAAACACACAAACUUGAAUUUGUCUGCUUGAUGUUUGGCUUUCUUCGCCAGCUAGUUGCUAACUUUGUUUGACGUUGGGGUUUGACAGAUAGUGUACAGUGGGUUUAUCAGAGCUUCUUGGCUGAAAAACAGCUGCUUGGAAACAGAGCUAAUGGGGUUUAAUGAGAAACUAUACAUUUAGUUACUCAAAACUAAAGCAAUGAGCUAAAAAAGAAAAAAAUCUCUGUGGAGCUGCAGACAGAAUUUUCUGUGGUGACCACUGUCACAUUAAACAUUUGAUGGUAUUAAAGUAGUACUGUAGUACUUCUAAGCCUAAAGUUAUUAGCCAUUUUAUGUCCAGGCUAUCAGAGCAAUCAGCUUUUCGGGGGAAUAAUCACAGCGAUAUCACGGCUGAUCACAUUAACUCUGUAUUAUCCUCGAAAGUUAAUCCACCUGCAGGUAUAUUUGGCACAAUUUCUUUGACAUCUUUCCAGUGCUCCUUCUUUCCUUUAGCUUUUGCAAAUCAAGGUUUGUGAACUAUUUUCAUCCAUUUCCUUCGGUGAACUUGCAGUGAGGAACUAAGGCUGCAGGGACAAAGUUAGUUAUUAGUGGGACCAAGAACUCGCCCUUCCUGCUUAUGGGCAGCGAGUAUAAAAUUAAGACAGACUUCGAGAAAAUCUGAACGGAUUUUUAAAGAUGGUUUCCUGAAACUGAACAACUUUGACAUCGGCCUAAAGUGUGAGUUUUCGUUAAACCUAAAUCAUAUCCAAAGUCUGCUUGUGCAGCCAGCCCCAGGUUUCUCAAAUUCAAAGUAUGAACUUUAAAAGCUAAUUAAAAGUCCUACUUUAAAGUUCUUGACCGAGAUGUUUGGGCAUUGCUUUCUAAAACCUUUUUAGGCCAGAGUAAUAUUAAUGUUCAUAGCCUGGCUACAUCCUUUACCACAUCUUGUGCAAUAGAAAAACAAAAAAUAGAGUUUCAAAGAUGAACUAGAUAGACAUUACAGCAGUGUUCUCUAGUCAUGACAUUUCAGCUUAUUCACAUUGGAAGUUAGAAGUUUAAUUUGAUAUUAAAAGGAAUGGAUUGUUAGCUCAACUAGGGUUGAUGUUUUAUAGAAAAGUAAGCGACCAAAACCUAACCCCACCAUUAACCAAAAUUAUUAACAGUCACUGUAAAGCUGCAUUAAUAUGUUUUAGUGAACUACUUGAUGGCAGAACUUCAUAACAAGCUGAAAAUCACACUAACUAACUGUUAGCAUGCUAUAUUGCCUAUUUACACACCUGCAGACGUGGAGCUAGCAUGAUUUUGGAGUUGUGUUUGUGGCGACCUGAUGAAUGUAAGUCUAAUAUUAACUCUUGUCCAGUCUCUUUUUUGGUCUCCAAAAAUAUCUGAGAAAAAUAUCUGGCUUAGCUGCUACUGUACUUACUUCAUGAUGUUUACCAGCUAGCAGCUGUCCGUCUGCCAUUUGGUGGGAGGGAGGUAGACGCAAAACCGUGAAGUUGUGGACCAUAAAACCACUUUAAAGCACUAGCCGUGUUUCCAUCAAUGUUUUUCCAUAGUAGAAGUAUGGUGUUCGAUCCUCUUUUCUGCAUUGUUUUUCACCGUUUUAGAUUCGCCUGGCACUCUUUAAAUUAUGCCAUCUUGUUGCGCCUUCUUCUCUUGCGACUGGAUAAUUUAGUUUAUUUCGUGAACCAACUCUUAAUAAUCACAUAACAGUAAUGGAUGGAAACAAGCAUUCAUUCGCAUUUUCUUUUGCUAAAUUACUCAAAACUUGGUUAAACUUUUCGAUACAUUUGGAUGGAAACACAGCUUAUGAGGUUAAAGAGGCUAAAAUGCUUCAUCACUGAAAGUAACCCCUUGACAUUACAUGUAGUCAUUUCACUUAUUGUUCAUAUAAAAUAAAUAAUUAGUGCAGCUCUAACCCCAGAAAACUAACUUAAACUUAAAAAGUCAUUUUUUAGGGAUGCACGAUAUGGAUUUUUUUCAGUUGAUACAAUAACCAAUACCUGCUUCUCAUGGCCGAUACCAAUACAAUAACCCAUUUCACAUUUUCGUAUUUUAAGUUUUCAUAACCGGUAGUUUAUGCCCACUGAAGUUUAAUUUAUCUGCCUCAAUAAUUAUCGUGUAUUCGUAGUACUGUUUGACCAAAUUACAUCAAAGUACACAUUUGAGAAGCAUAACAAACUUUAACUUUUUGUAGUCUGUGAUACAAUGCGUGAGUUUUUUGUAGGAUGUGUACAAAGUGGCGUUAAUGGCUGUAAGAAUAUGUUGGAUUUUUACACGUCACACACCAUAACCAUAAUUACUUGAAUUAUCAUAUGCACAGAGCUGUCGGUGCAUGUAAACAUAGUCAAUGCUGACUGGUGGUUCAGAAAAAGGUUUACUGUUCCUGAAGAGGUGCCAGUACGCUGUUAUCUCUCCCACGAGUUGUUACUCUUAAGGUUACUCAGUUACAAACCAAUAACAAGAGUUGCACCAUAGAAAGCUAUUUUACAGUAAAAAGGUAAAAAGGAUGUAUAUUUUCAGACUGCAGAUUUUUUUUACGGAUGUUGUUAGCAUAAUAUGAACAUGGUAUUGUUUUGCAUAGCGAAAAAAAAAACAAAACAGUAUCUUGCUCUCAAAUCCAUUUCCACAUCUCUGCAAAAGAACUACGAGCAAGACGUUAUGAAUUAUAAAAAACACUUAGUGCAUUAGUUUUACGAUUCAAAAAUUUUUAUUAGAACUGUAGCUGGACUUCACUGUCAGUACAAAGCAGCACAGCUACACACAGACACAUAUAAGGACAACUUCUUGGUCAAAUGUAACCAGCAUCAGAGAUCGUCCACCGUCAACACAGACUUCUCUCCUUGUGUGUUUGAGUGUCUUCUUGUUCAACUCAUCUGUUCAACACGUACUGGAAAACCGUCACGGAGAGAAAGGGAGAUAAAGUGUGUGUAGGUGUAGGAGUGAAUCUGUGGCAGCAAAACAGAAGAUGAGGAAAUUCUGUUCCAAAUGUGCUUUCUUGCACUCGGCAUUGUACUGGAAACAUUGUCCAGCUCUGGACAGUGCUCUGACAUGAGCAUGGAGGACCUCAGGAGGAAAUGAUAUUGAUGUUCAUGACUGACGAUGAUUGCAGCUAAUGUGAAUUGGCUCUUGAGAAUAAAGAUGGUUUUGAGAGAA
This is a messenger RNA of Dicentrarchus labrax (European seabass), 10812 nucleotides long. RefSeq names its product thyroid hormone receptor beta (gene thrb). The coding region runs from base 879 to 2408 and encodes 509 amino acids. NCBI's taxonomy places the organism in Eukaryota, Metazoa, Chordata, Actinopteri, Moronidae. Gene Ontology annotation, molecular function: RNA polymerase II cis-regulatory region sequence-specific DNA binding; nuclear receptor activity; zinc ion binding. The record is from RefSeq and is a predicted model, not a curated record. The transcript has 8 exons. Gene Ontology annotation, biological process: retinoic acid receptor signaling pathway; thyroid hormone receptor signaling pathway; negative regulation of transcription by RNA polymerase II.